Penicillium cinerascens is the source of this 288-nucleotide messenger RNA. RefSeq lists its product as uncharacterized. The coding region runs from base 1 to 288 and encodes 95 amino acids. The record is from RefSeq and is a predicted model, not a curated record. The transcript is spliced from 2 exons. NCBI's taxonomy places the organism in Eukaryota, Fungi, Ascomycota, Eurotiomycetes, Eurotiales, Aspergillaceae.
AUGAAGUUCUCCUCAGUCAUUCUCGCCCUUUUCGCCUUGGUCUCCACUGGCCUAGCAGACAAGUCUUGCACUCCGAGCUUUGAUUACUGCUCCGAUUUGCUGAUCAAGUCCAAGGGCUUUACGGAAGCGGACCUCAAGGACGUCUUGAAGGGAACUGAUCUUGAGAAUGAGCCUCUAAAGAACAUCUUGUUCCAUUGCAAGAACCCCGGCAUCGUUGGCCACCCAAAGCUCUGCCAGAGCGGGUGCAAGGACCCCGAGCAGGAGGGAAGUCACAAGUGUGACGGGUAA